Messenger RNA from Antechinus flavipes (yellow-footed antechinus), 2114 nucleotides. It is a transcript of the gene RAB9A, whose product is annotated as RAB9A, member RAS oncogene family. NCBI's taxonomy places the organism in Eukaryota, Metazoa, Chordata, Mammalia, Dasyuromorphia, Dasyuridae. Gene Ontology annotation, cellular component: phagocytic vesicle; lysosome; late endosome. The transcript has 5 exons. Gene Ontology annotation, biological process: Rab protein signal transduction; retrograde transport, endosome to Golgi. Bases 1024 to 1632 code for a protein of 202 amino acids. Gene Ontology annotation, molecular function: GTPase activity; GTP binding. The record is from RefSeq and is a predicted model, not a curated record.
UACUGCCUAGUUGGUUGUAAUAAAUUAAGCAGCAUACGAAGUUUGCAGGUCAUCAGCAAUCCCACUGAGUCAAAUAUUUGUAGUGCUGACAAAGAAGGUGCUUUUGUUAGGGUGAUUAAUUCAAAGGGAAUUAUGAUCCAAUCUGGGGUUGGGGUGAUAGAAGAUAAAAAGAAGUGGGUACAGCAGUCAGAUGGUAAAAUUGAGUAUCAAAAGGAGUUUCUAGUUUCGACUCUGUUACUUAAUGCCAGGCAUAUGGGCGGGGCUUAACCUCUGGAAAAGCAUCUCUAAACAGUGAGGAGUGGAGGUGUGGGAGGAGUCAUCCAGCUUGAAAUACUUCAUUGGUUAGCACUUCUGAUUGCGAACUUUUCGCUGCAACAAGAUUACAAUUGGGGGGCUUCCUGCAAAGAAGUCGUUAGUUUGUUACGACUCAGGUGACAAAAACACCUGCGCAGGGCUUGAAGGAGGUGAUGGAUGGAAGGGAGUAAGCAGAGUAGGAGAGCAGGUCACAAGACACUCAGGGCUGCUUCUCCCUCCUCCUCCCCCUCCCUCUCCAACUAUUCCGGCUGUUCUCCUUAGCCCCCGCCCCUCUCCCGCGCUCCGCCCCGCCGCCAUGUUGUCCCCUCCGCUCUAGAUGGAAGCGGCUGGGGUGGGAGCCGGGCACUACCCGCGACGCCUCCGCCUAGUCUUCUCCAAAUCUGUAUCCCGACCCGCGCGGGGCCGGCUCAUCCCCGUUGCGGCCUUUGACUGUCUCGGGCCGCGACCAGGACCAAGAGAGCCCUAACCACUUUCCACCCCUGCCGAACUGGGCCGGCAGUUUCCUGGACGCUUUGGAGACUUCCAAGUCCUGCUCUUGGGAACAAUGUUGGUAAUGCAGAUAAUGCACUUAAACUGAACGAUUUUAAGAGUUUCUGUGUUUCAUCGGGAAUGACUGGAAGUUCUCUAUUUCUUUAAUGGUACAUUUCCCCCCUGUAGAAUUAUACUUAGUUUUGCUGGGAUUUUGGAGUAAAAAAAAAACUUUAUUAAAUGAUGGCAGGAAAAUCAUCACUUUUCAAAGUAAUUCUUCUUGGAGAUGGUGGCGUUGGGAAGAGCUCUCUUAUGAAUAGAUAUGUCACUAACAAAUUUGAGAGCCAGCUAUUCCACACAAUAGGUGUGGAGUUUUUAAAUAAAGACUUGGAAGUGGAUGGACACUUUGUAACCAUGCAGAUUUGGGACACAGCAGGUCAAGAACGCUUUAGAAGCCUGCGAACACCAUUUUACAGAGGUUCUGACUGUUGCCUUCUUACUUUCAGUGUAGAUGACUCUCAGAGUUUCCAGAACUUGAGCAACUGGAAGAAAGAAUUCAUUUAUUAUGCAGAUGUCAAAGAACCUGAAAGCUUUCCUUUUGUGAUUUUGGGUAAUAAGAUUGACAUAAGUGAAAGACAAGUUUCUACAGAAGAAGCUCAGGCCUGGUGCAGGGACAACGGCAACUAUCCUUACUUUGAAACAAGUGCAAAAGAUGCCACGAAUGUUGCAGCAGCUUUUGAGGAAGCUGUUAGAAGAAUCCUUGCUACUGAGGAUAGGUCAGAUCACUUUAUUCAGACAGAUACAGUCAAUCUUCACCGAAAGCCUAAGCCCAGUUCAUCUUGUUGUUGACUAUUAAAAAGCUUUGCCAAUAUAGCUCUAACCAACUCAUUUACAAAAUGGGGCAAGGGAAAUGGGAGGAAGAACAAUAUAGAAUAAAGGUCCAGGAAGUCCAAUUGUAAUAAUAAAAUUUAAACUAAUCUAUUACUGUUUCAUUAGAAGGUGGAAGGGAAAUAGCCAUUCAUUAAGUAACCUAUUUACUGAAGGCACGUAACAUGUAUAAACAAAGAUUGUCUCUAAUAAUAAAUGGUUACUUAAAAUUUAAUGUGCAACUUACAGAGCUAAUAAUAAAUCAAAUGAAUACUUUAAUUGUAAAUAAAAUGAAAACUUGAAUUUCUGGAAGCACUACUUGGGUUUUUUCCCCCUAGAAUUCAAAUGGAGAACACAUUUUUUGUAUAUAUAUAUUUUUACAAAAUUAGCAUUUCGUUCUUGGUUCACUGAAAGCACAUUUUAAAAAUGCUUAUUAAAGAAAUAAAUCAAAAGAUUACCUUGAA